Messenger RNA from Saccostrea cuccullata (small rock oyster), 1784 nucleotides. Its product is annotated as cell death-inducing p53-target protein 1-like. The coding region runs from base 68 to 550 and encodes 160 amino acids. The transcript has 8 exons. Gene Ontology annotation, molecular function: zinc ion binding. The record is from RefSeq and is a predicted model, not a curated record. Lineage: Eukaryota; Metazoa; Mollusca; Bivalvia; Ostreida; Ostreidae.
AGAAAGGUAACAAUUUUAGUAAAAGAGAAGGAGCAUUCAUCAGCAAGUGAAUUUUUUUAAAGACAUCAUGACUGACGCAGCACCCCCACCCUAUCCAGGAAACCCUACUAAAGGACCAGAGCCUGGAUACCCACCACCUGGUCAACAGCCACCAAUGCAAGGAUACGGUCAGCCCUAUGGACAGCCCGGGCAGCCUGGAGGUUACCCACAGCAGCCUUAUGGACAGCCAGCCUAUGGACAGUACCCAGGAUAUGGACAGCCACAGGGGUAUGGACAGACCACGGUGGUGGUGGCCCAGCCUGCCUUGACCAUGGUCCAGCAGUUCCGUGAGACCCCGGUCCACACCAGGUGUCCCCACUGUCAGGCCGAGGUCGUCACGGCAACCUCCUACGAAACGGGAACAUUUGCUUGGAUCAUUUGCCUGGUUUUGUGCCUGGUUGGAUGUGAUCUAGGAUGUUGCCUCAUCCCUUUCUGUGUUGAUGGCUGCAAAGACGUCACCCACAGCUGUCCAAAUUGUCGCCAGGUCAUUGGCCGAUACAACAGGAUGUAACUGGUGUCAUGGUAAUGGAAGGAAGAUAAAAAUGGAUGAAGACAAAAGACAAGACACAAAUUUGAUUAAAGCACAAACUUUAUCAAACCAAGUUUGUUAAACAAUCUUUUAUUGUUAUUUAGUGAUAUUGUUGUCUAAAUGUUUCUUUUUUCAUAUAUUCAUGCUUUUCAAAUUUGCAUAUGUAUAUUGCUGUGGUUGUUUUAAAUUUCAUCAACAAAGUAGAUUUUAGUAUAUGUAUUAUGCUUUUUUAUUUAAAUUUAUGUGAUAAGAAUUUUAAUUUUAAUGUGAUGAAAAAGUUUUACCCAUGUACUCAGCUGGAAAUUUUUCCUUCUCGAUAUUAGGCUUUUUGGAUCUGUAUGAACACCAAACAAUUUCUUUGAAUGUUUAUUUGAUAUUUUGUUGCAAAUUCAUCACUAUCUAUUUGGAUUUCAUGACUUGAUUAGUUUUAUGUUGUUAAUGAUAUUAUUUCAUCUUUCACUUAUUUUAUUGUAUUGUUUAAAAAAAAUGAAUUGUAAAAAAAUAACUACCUGUAACAAGUACAUGUAAUCAGUAAAUUUACUGUAAUCUGCUCAUUAUGUAAUGUAUUGUAAUAGAUGUAAUAUAUUUGAAAUCCACUCAUUUCUUCAAAUAGAUUUUAUUAAAUAUUUGAAAUACAUUGUACUCUCAUUUUCUUCAACUCGAUCUAUAUUUCCUGAUUUCUUUUUAAGAUUAAAUAGCUAAAUUUUCACAUUAAGGUUAAGAAUAUUGACUGAUGAAACAUUUAACAUUGUUAAUAUGUUUUUUCUUAUGUUAUUCAGAUAUCCAUAUGCAUGUAAUAAUAUGCAAAUGAAUGUUUAAAAUAAUAAGGAACAUUUUUUUACAAUGUAUGUAACUCCUAAUUAUGAUAAUUGGUAGUAAAUGAUUGCAAAUUUCAGGUAAAUCUAUUCGUUUAUUUUUUUUUUUUUUAAAGAAUUGUGAAAACUUUUUAUUUUACUGCAGAAGGAUUUGAAACUCUGUUAUCUUAUUUUGCUUCUUACCACAUUAACGGCAUACAUGAAUAUUGUAAUUCCAUUAUACUCUAAUAACUAUUUCUUCUAGACACUGAUAAAGUUUGAUUCCAUCACUCGUUUACUGUUCCACUUUCAGUUUUACUCUUGCCUCUUGGUGUUGGAAAUAUACAUUAUAUUCUCAUAGAGUUUUUAUCUUAACAUGAAUUUUAAUAUUUGAAAGUGUUAUUAAAAAAUCAACCAUUUUA